Messenger RNA from Lycium barbarum (goji berry), 939 nucleotides. Its product is annotated as 3-hydroxyisobutyryl-CoA hydrolase 1-like. Gene Ontology annotation, molecular function: 3-hydroxyisobutyryl-CoA hydrolase activity. The transcript has a single exon. Lineage: Eukaryota; Viridiplantae; Streptophyta; Magnoliopsida; Solanales; Solanaceae. The record is from RefSeq and is a predicted model, not a curated record. Bases 1 to 939 code for a protein of 312 amino acids. Gene Ontology annotation, biological process: L-valine catabolic process.
AUGGCUCAAACAUUUUCUAACAAUGGCAGAACCAAUGAGGUUUUGGUGGAGGAGAGAGCAAGUGUUCGAACAUUCAUAUUAAAUAGGCCUAAGCAGUUGAAUGCACUUUCUUAUCAAAUGAUAUUUUGGCUGUUGGAACUUUUCCAUGCAAGUGAAGGAGAUUCAAAUGUGAAGAUGAUAAUAUUUAAGGGAAAUGGAACGGCUUUCUGUGCUGGUGGUGAUGCUACAUCUGUCGUUCGUAAUAUUCGCCAGAGUAACUGGAAAUGGGGUGCUGAUUAUAUCCGCGAAGAGUGCACUCUUAACUAUGUGAUGGCAACAUAUAGUAAAUCCCAGGUUUCCAUCCUUGAUGAAAUUGUGAUGGGAGGUGGACUUGGUGUCUCUGUACAUGGUACAUUUCGAGUUGCAAUAGAGAAGUCGGUUUGUGCUAUGCCUGAAACAACUUUGGGACUCUUUCCUGAUGCAGGUGCUUCUUACUUUUAUUCUAGGCUUCCAGGAUUCUUCGGGGAAUAUGCUGGUCUUACUGGUGCUAGGUUAGAUGGUGCUGAAAUGCUUGCUUGUGGUCUAGCAACUCAUUUUGUACACUCAGAGAGAUUGCCAUUUUUAGAACAAGCACUAAUUAAAGUCAAUACGAGUGAUCCAGAUGUUAUUUCUGCCAUCAUUAGUCGGUUCUCUAACAUAUCAAAGCUGAAAGCAGAAAGUCCUUAUCACAAGAUGAAGAUUAUUGAUCACUGCUUCUCUCGGAGAACAAUCGAAGAAAUCAUAUCGAGAGCCAUACUCAUCGACAAGGAUAGAAAUCCUAAGUGGGAGCCCUCCAGACCGGAACUAAUUACAGAUGAUGAUGUUGAUCGUUACUUCUCCAAGAUAGAUGAUGAAGAUUGGCAAGACCUAAAGCUGCCUCCAAGAUCAAACUUGCCUCCAUAUGCAAUUGCCAAACUUUAA